AUGAAUUUUAUUGGUAGUGAAAAUUUAUAUACUAUUCAUGAUAAUAAUGAGGUUACUCAAAAUCUAAAGUUACGUAAUGUCAUUUUUACUGAACAAUUACAAUGGUACUAUCAGCAACAAGAACAAAUAAAAUUGUUAAAUAACACUAAUAUUAUGCCAUCUGCCUUUAAACCUGUUGAUUGUGGGACAUUGGCAUUGUCAUUACAGUUAUCAACAACCUCAUUGUUAAAUAAUAUGCCAUCACCAUUUAUUUUUUCAAUUAAUACAAAUAAUAACAAUGAUAAUAAUAAUAAUAAUGAUAAUGAUAUUAUUACUGAUAAUUGUUUCAUUAAUAAAAAUCAACAAUUAACAAAAAAUAAUUAUUAUUUAUUUACAAAUAAUACUAAUAAUUCAGUUACUUCAUAUUAUCAAGUGACGAGGAAUCGCCAUGGUAGACCAUAUAAUCCAGGAAGACCAUUAGAAAUGGUUGAUAGGCAAAAAAUAUUAGCACUUUUUCAACAGGGAUACAAAGUUUCACAUAUUGCAAAAAUUAUUGGAGUAACACAUAGUUGUGUUUCAAAAAUAAUGACACGUUAUAAGAAGACUGGUUCAAUUAAUCCAAGAUCACCACAAGUAAAAAAAUAUCAUGAAAUUAAUGAUCAUUCACUUGGAGAAGUUUCAGUUCCAAGAAUUUUAAAUUCACCAUCUGGAUCAUCAUCAUAUUCACAAAUAUCUUCAUGUUCUUCAAUAACAUCAUCAGAGAUAGAUGUCAAUUCAAAUUAUGAUUCUUUACCAAAACCUGUGCCUAUUAAAAAUAUUUAUCAUAUUGACAGAUUUAUGUAA
Molecule: messenger RNA, 822 nt
Organism: Strongyloides ratti
Lineage: Eukaryota; Metazoa; Nematoda; Chromadorea; Rhabditida; Strongyloididae
Product: Paired domain and Homeodomain-like and Winged helix-turn-helix DNA-binding domain-containing protein
Exons: 3
Coding region: 1-822 (273 amino acids)
Biological process (GO): regulation of transcription by RNA polymerase II; anatomical structure development
Molecular function (GO): RNA polymerase II cis-regulatory region sequence-specific DNA binding; DNA-binding transcription factor activity, RNA polymerase II-specific
Source: RefSeq, a predicted model, not a curated record